AUGGCGCAGCUAGGUAUUAAAGUUCGGAAGGAUAAGACUCAACUGACAGUCAACGUGAAGAAAUUUGUGAAGACGCUUGAGACUAUCUCGGAUGAUGAAGUUCAGGAGAUCCUAGAAGAGAAGAACUAUGUUGCUGUUCUUGGGAUAUGUGCCCAAGAUUCCAUGGGAAAUGGCUCAGGUGUAGGUGGUGGUGAAGUUUACUCAUUUCAGACUCCAAAACGCUCCAGCAAAAUGGCAGAGCUGGCCUUUGAAUUAGCCCGGACACCAGGACAGAGUGUGGCGCUUGAUUGCACUGAGUGCCCUGAGAAGACAGUCAAAUCCCCUCAAAGCAGCAAACAUUUGAGCAAAGCGCAGCAGAAGAGUAAAAGGAAUGAAUUUGUGUCCACCACGCCUUACAGACUCAGGAGGAGGCUAGCAGCUCCAGACACUCAUUUAGAAAGUGAGAGUGAAUAUUCUGCGUCCUGCUCAGAGGAGGAGGAGGAGGAAGAACAGAAGGAAGCCAGCGCUGUUGUUUCAGGCCGAAAGACCCCAGCAAAAACUAAGGCUGCAGCUACACCUCCUCCCAAAAAAACUUUAUCCAGAAAAAUGAAGGAGGACAAGAUGAGCAACCUGGUGGAGGAAUACUUUGAAGCCCACAGUAGUUCCAAAGUGCUCACCUCAGACCGAACACUGCAGAAACUGCAGAAAAGAAGGCUGAAUCAGGAAACACUGCGUGACCUCUUGAAAAAAGCUCCCCUUGCCUUUGCUGCUGAAAUUAAAGAGCUAAACCAACAGCAUGAGUCCCUGUUUUCCAAGUGGAUGCUGCAGUUACACUUGGGUUUCAAUAUUGUGCUUUAUGGACUGGGCUCAAAGCGGGAUUUGUUGGAGAAGUUUCGUACCUCUGUGCUCCAGGAUUCUGUUCACCUUGUGGUUAAUGGAUACUUCCCCAGCAUCACUGUGAGAUCAAUUUUGAACUCCAUCACGGAGGAAGUACUGGACCAUACUGGGACGUUCCGUAGCCCCCUUGACCAACUUGAAUUCAUCAUAAAAAGGUUUAAAGAAGAUGCAUCUUUAGAGCUCUAUGUCCUCAUUCAUAACUUGGACAGCCAAAUGUUGAGAGGAGAAAGAAGUCAGCAGAUCCUUGCACAGUUAUCUUCUCUGCCUAGCAUUUACUUCAUUGCCUCUGUUGAUCACAUCAACGCUCCUCUCAUGUGGGAUCAGGCAAAACAAAGCCUCUACAACUGGCUUUGGUAUGAAACAACCACAUUUAGUCCUUAUGUGGAAGAAACCUCUUAUGAGAACUCACUUUUAGUACAGCAGUCUGGAUCUUUGGCUUUGAGCUCCUUAACACACGUCCUGCGCAGUCUCACUCCCAAUGCCAGGGGGAUAUUCAGAUUGCUUGCCCAAUACCAGCUGGAGAACAAGGAGAACCCAUCUUACCCAGGGCUCUCUUUCCAAGACUUCUACCAGCAGUGUCGGGAGGCAUUCCUCGUGAACAGUGAUCUGACACUCAGGGCACAGCUGACAGAAUUCAGGGACCACAAGCUCAUCCGGACCAAGCGGGGAGCUGAUGGUGUGGAAUACUUAUUAAUUCCUGUAGAUGACAGUACCUUGACUGACUUCUUAGAGAAAGAAGAUGAAGAUAUAUAACGUCUCUCUGUUCCCAAAGCGUCUAUGGCAAUUGCUUUCAAGGGCUGCUGGAGAGGGGUCUAUACUCAGAUCUCUCUCCCUCCAACCCCAAAGCUGCUGGACUACUCGCUGAAAUAUAAUAAUGUUUUGGUGCUCAUUGUUCAACUACUUCAUGUAGUUUGGAACGAUGACUUCCGUAAGCAAGGCAUCUCUUGCUCUGUAGUUAGAUUUGUCUGCUUUGUCUGUUAGCUCAGAUGAGGCCUUCUUCAUUAUCUAUGCAGCCAACCUUACAGUCAGGAAAACUCACUCAGUAAGAUUGUGCCUUCUGCUCAUUACCUCACCAGACAUGAGGGUUUUGUUGGAGCAGUUCACCUGGGAAGUGCAAACCACUAGACCAUCAGAGCUUUAUUUUGUACUAGUGAUUCAACUUUUCAUGGCUGAGUGCUUUCCAGUACUCCCUGUUCCAGUUAGACAGGACUGUCUUCCAGCGUAUGAAGAAGCCGAGAUUUACAAUGCUAAGAGACCUGCCUUGACUGCACAAGGAAAUGAGACUUGUAGUGGGUUUGGGAUAUUGUGGGUAACUUAUUAAAUUCUGGCAAUAGAAGCAAAGGUCUUUCCCCAGACUCAUAUCCUUUUGCCGGAGGACUUAGGUAAUAGAAAUUGUGUUGGGCUUGAAUCAUUGCCUCUGGGUGAGAGUGAGCGAAUCCAUCUUGUUUCAUCUACGUUCCAGCUUGAUAUCCAGGAAUGUAAAGAGACUGUGGAGCUGAUUUGUUUAUUUUUAAAAAGCUUGCUUGCUUGCAUGCAUGUGUUUUUUGCGUCAGGAAUGUCCACUGAUCCUGGAGGAGGCCUUAAAUGCCAGUUAAAAGCGCUCCCUUUUUGUAGCCCUUAGAGGCUGGGAGACUGCUGAAGUUUCACAGCUUUUCUUCACUGUGUUUCUCAGGUAUGUGGGAGUAAGCCCUACAGUUCCGUCAACUAUAGUCUGCCAGCCAGACUUCAGGGACUCUUGAACAAUGCGUGUCUAAUAUUUGGUAGCUGUGUUACAGCUCAAUGUUGUAAUAGUUCAAAUCAGUCAAAUAAAGUACUUUAUUAAUUUUCAUUAGCCUGUGUUGUCUUCCACAAAUCUUUUUAUUUUGUAGGAAGACAGAUAGUCUUCUGGCAGUUGUGUGAAUGUGAAAGCCUCAUUUUCACUAUUAUUACCGUUAUGUCAAAAGUAUGCAGAUCUUCAUGCAGCACGCAGAUGAUUUCAAACUAACCAGCAGAAGUAUUUUAUACUGUUUCUUCUAAGGUACGAAAAUUAAAAAUAGUUUGCCUGAUUUUUAAUACCAGUAUAUAGCUUUUGAAAAGAACCAAAACAUUACAUGUAGUAAUAUCGUUACCUGUAUUCCCAGUGUUACCUGGCCUAUCCCUCACUGACAGAAACAACAGAACAGGUUUACAGCCUAACUUUUGUUUGUGCUGAAAACAAAGUAUCUGCUAAUCUCACUAUCAAUUUGAUUCUUCAAACAGAAUACCUAAUUAGCUUUACUGGAGGGUCUGGCGGGGAAAAGCGGCACAUGCCAGCAAGCAUCGCAGCAGCACCCUCCAGUUUCCUGCCCUAAAACCUCUUCCAACUAACAUUCUCUUUUGAUGGCGCUUGCACCUGUGUUUUACAGCCUGCUAACCCAAAACUUCACAAAAUGCAACAGCCUACCACUACUUAUGCUAAUGUCAGAACCAUUAAAACUUACACAUCUGGGCACAGGGGUCAAGGCAUUGCGUCUUACCCAAAUUCUCUAAGUUAGGUUCAGAGUUAAAGUACAAGUUAGGUUCAGAGUUAAAGUACCAGUACUCUGCUGCCGGAAGAGAUGUGUUGUUGGAGAAACGUAAAAGUAUCGUAGCCAAGAAGUAGCCGCUUCCUACUUUGCGGUGACAGUGACUCUCUCUGGAGUUUCUGUAACUUGAGAUUUAAUUUAUAUUUUGAAUACAUAUGGAAGACACUGCCUAAUGUGUUUAUAGAUAGUGAUGGAAUUGCACAUUUUCAGUGUAAUUAAAUCAGGUUUUCUAGAUGUGAAAUUUACUUGAACACAGUGCAGUAGUCAGCCUGACUUUAGAUUUAUUAAUUUAUUAGCUAAGAGUUUUGGUAGACUAUCAAAUGUCCAAGCAGGCCAGGAACAGGGCUGCAGGAGUUAUCACCCAUCUGCUAAGAAAAGGUUAACUUUGAAUCAUUUCUUGGCUGUCGCUGACUGUGAUGCAAUCAUGCAGGCUAAAUUACUGUGAAUUAAUUCCUGUGGAUUUUGUGUUAAAAUGUUUCAGUUUGAAUUUGUGCUGUUCCUGGAUGACUGCCCCAUCUAUGCAUUAAUUUUCUGUCUCUUUCAUUCUGUGUAUGUACUAAGGAUACCAGCUCUUCGGUGUGGGUCUGGUAGCAUUUCAAUGUCUUUUGCAGCAAGAAGACAUUUCUUCUUUCCUUUACUGGAGCAAGAAGACAUUUCUUAUCCUUCUGAACCCUACCUUUGCCUGUUUCUCAGCUUACUUAGAGGUACUCAUGGUAUUGAUAAUCCUAGAGUUACUCACCUCUUUCCAGUUAAAUACAACCAGAACAAGACGUGCACUUAUUUUUAGUUAAAGCAUCAUCUGCAUUAUAGUGUCUCAGAAUUAAUCCUUUUUUUUUUCUACUAGAAAAAUUACAACAUAAGCACUGAUUCCGGCUGAGGCAACACUGUCUACUACUAUGAACGUUGCCCAAAGAUAAUGUUUAAUUACAUGAUUCCAAUUAAUUUAAAGAACAUUGCACAAGAGGGCAAAGUAAUGUGCAAAAGAGGGGGCUUAAAAUGCUUCACUAGCGUGCUUAAGUUGUAUUAAAGUACAGCUUGUGGUGAUAAGCCUUUAGUCACAGAAUCACAUCAAAGUCCUGGAGACACUGCCUACAAAACGGCCUCAAUGCCAGGUGCACUGGGAAAAGUUUGAUAGUGCAGUGUCUUCUAGGCAUUUCACUGGGGCAGUGCUAGUAAUACUGUUUAUGCUGGGGAAGGCCAUGGUCUUUAGUUACCCUUCCUUAGCCAAAGGAAAGAGGGAGAUGUCUAAGUUAUGGGGAAAUAUUACCUGGAAUUCUAAUGAUUUUAGCCACUGCAACUAAAUCUUCCUGCAGUCCUGAGACAAAGUCCUAAAUUAGGUUUGCAUAGGACUCUAAUGCACUGAGUUGCUUUGUGCCGCAUGAUAAAGACAUUGCUAAAUGAGCCAGUUUUAUUAACUACACUUAAAAGGAUGAUGUUGCCAAGAUCUUUACAAGUUUGCGAUAGAAGUAUUUUUAGUUUGUUUUAAUAUUCUGAUAUGCACAUAUCUACAGAUCGUAAGAUAAUGCAGCUGGUAGAUUUUUCCUUUUCAGAAACUAACUUGAUAUAAAACCCAAGCAUUAUGGAUGGUGGAGAUAACACUUGUUCACUUUUAUAAUCCUGUAAUUAAAGGAG
Messenger RNA from Struthio camelus australis, 5051 nucleotides. The record is from RefSeq and is a predicted model, not a curated record. NCBI's taxonomy places the organism in Eukaryota, Metazoa, Chordata, Aves, Struthioniformes, Struthionidae.